Malania oleifera is the source of this 2625-nucleotide messenger RNA. Its product is annotated as putative leucine-rich repeat receptor-like serine/threonine-protein kinase At2g19230. Lineage: Eukaryota; Viridiplantae; Streptophyta; Magnoliopsida; Santalales; Ximeniaceae. Gene Ontology annotation, molecular function: protein kinase activity; ATP binding. Gene Ontology annotation, biological process: protein phosphorylation. The annotation marks the transcript as partial. The record is from RefSeq and is a predicted model, not a curated record. The transcript is spliced from 14 exons.
UUCUUUAUUUUUCUUCUUUUGGUUCGUGCCCAGGAUCAAUCAGGAUUCCUAAGCAUAGAUUGCGGGAUAGCGGAAAAUGCAGGCUAUGCCGAUGCCAAAACCGGCAUAAGCUACAUUUCAGAUGCAAGCUUCAUGGACACUGGUGUUGCAAAGGGCAUAUCACCUGAAUUUCAGACUAAUAGCAUUGAGCAGCAAUUCUUGUACGUGACGAGCUUCCCACAAGGCAUAAAAAAUUGUUACACCCUAACUCCUCCGCGAGGCAAAGGCAAUAAGUAUUUGAUCAGAACAAGGUUCAUGUAUGGAAAUUAUGACUCCAAAAGUCAACUCCCCCAGUUCGACUUGCAUCUUGGAGUUAAUGUGUGGGAUUCUGUGACAUUGGUGAAUGCAUCUGUUAUAACAACCAAAGAGAUUAUACAUGUCCUCACAUCGGAUAGCAUAUAUGUCUGUCUGGUGAACACUGGCCUUGGAACACCUUUUAUAUCAGCACUGGAGUUAAGGCUUUUGAAUAGCUCCAUGUAUACAACUGACGCAGGAUCAUUAUCUCACAUCUUGCGUUUGGAUUUAGGUUCAUCAACCAAUGAGUUUGUCAGGUAUAAAGAUGAUAUUUAUGAUCGCAUUUGGGCGCCGCCCGUAAAUUCAGACAACUGGGGAAUGAUAAGCACCCAGUUGACUGUUGACUCUCAAUCUCACAACAUGUUCUAUCCACCAUCAAAGGUCAUGCAGACAGCCUUCACAUCCCUAAAUAAUAGCAAAUCCUUCAGAUUAUACUGGAAGCCUGAUGAUCCCACUUCUAAAAUUUAUUUCUAUCUGUACUUUGCGGAAAUUGAGCUACUCAAAGCAAACCAGUCCAGAGAAUUCAACCUCUACUUGAAUGGGAACCUCUGGUAUGGACCUGUUGUUCCUAACUACUUGUACACAAACACGAUAUACAGCUCGUCUCCAGAGACGGGAUCAGAGUACAGCAUUACACUAAAUCAAACUGCCAAUUCAACCCUCCCACCCCUAGUCAAUGCCAUUGAGAUUUAUAUGGUAAAACAGCUUUUUCAAUCAGAGACAACACGAGCUGAAGUUGACGCUGUUGUGAAUAUUAAGUCAACAUAUGGUGUGAAUAAAAACUGGCAAGGAGAUCCAUGUGUCCCAAAAGCCUACUUGUGGGAUGGCCUUAACUGCACUUACGAUGGUUUCAACCCCCCAAGGGUCAUAUCCUUGAACUUGUCUUCAAGUGGAUUAGCUGGACAGAUACCACCUUCGAUAUCCAACCUCACAAUGAUCCAGUAUUUGGAUUUGUCCAACAAUAAUUUGACUGGGUCAGUGCCUGCUUUCCUAUCUCAGCUGAUAUUCCUCAGGGUCCUAAAUUUGUCUGGGAACAAUUUCACAGGUUCUCUUCCAGAGGAACUCAUUCAAAAAUCAAAGAAUGGAUCACUGUCACUGAGUGUGGAUGCAAAUCUUUGUUCAUCGUUGCCGUGCAACAAUGACAACUACGACAAUGACAAUCACAACAAGAAGUUUGUCAUUCCAGUUGUAGCAUCAGUUGCUGCAUUGCUCAUCAUCUUAGGCGCACUGGCUGUCUUCUGGUUCCUUAAAAGGAGAGAAGAAGGCAGGAAGAUGGGGAGAGUGGAAACUGAAACAAAUAAAAAAGAUGGACCAUUGGAGCCGAAGAAACGACAAUUCACAUACUCAGAAGUACUGAAAGUUACCAAAAACUUUGAGAGGGUCAUAGGGAAAGGUGGAUUUGGAACAGUUUACCAUGGUUACUUAGACGGCACUCAAGUAGCUGUGAAGAUGCUUUCUCCAUCUUCAGUUCAAGGUUACAAUGAGUUUCGAAAUGAGGCAGAACUUCUUAUGAGGGUGCAUCAUAGAAACUUAACUUCCCUUGUUGGGUAUUGCAAUGAAGGCACAAGCAUUGGGCUUAUCUAUGAAUACAUGUCUAAUGGGAACUUAGGAGAUUAUCUGUCAGGUAUUACAAAUGCAAAUGCCUUUAGCUGGGAAGAAAGACUAUGGAUAGCAAUUGAUGCAGCUCAAGGAUUGGAGUAUCUGCACAAUGGUUGUAAACCUAUAAUUGUUCACAGAGAUGUGAAGUCUUCAAACAUCUUACUGAAUAAAGAAUUCCAGGCAAAGAUAGCUGACUUUGGGCUGUCUAGAGCUUUUCCAACUGAAGGCGGCACUCAUGUGUCAACCAGAGUUAUUGGUACCCCAGGGUACCUUGACCCUGAGUAUCAUUUAACAAACUGGCUGAAUGAGAAAAGUGAUGUUUUUAGUUUUGGUAUUGUCCUUUUGGAGAUAAUCACGGGUCGUCCUGCGAUUGGAAGAGAUGCUGAAAAGACUCACAUAAUUCGAUGGGUCAGUCCCUUGCUUGAAAAUGGGGAUGUUAGAAAUAUUCUUGAUCCAAGGUUGCCUAGAGAAUUUGAUAUUAAUUCUGUUUGGAAAGCUAUAGAAUUAGCAAUGGCUUGUGUGUCCCAGACCUCCCCACAAAGGCCAACCAUGAAUUAUGUAGUGAUGGAGUUGAAGGAGUGUUUUGCAUUGGAGAAAGCACGGUCUAAGGAGAAGCAUGAGAGUGAGUCAAUGAAUUCAAGUGAAGUGAUCCCUCUAAAUCUAGAUUCUCUACUGAGUCCCACAGCAAGGUAA